Molecule: messenger RNA, 278 nt
Organism: Sphenostylis stenocarpa
Lineage: Eukaryota; Viridiplantae; Streptophyta; Magnoliopsida; Fabales; Fabaceae
Source: the annotation of a GenBank genome assembly
UGAAACCUAGGUUUGCAUUUUCUACCACCACUUCCGUUGCUGACAUUGUUGCCCUAUCGCACCGCUACAACAUCGUUGCCACACCGUGCCGCGUCACGUCUCACUUCUGCCAUCGCUGCCCUACUGCACACCGUGUUGCACCGUGUCGCACCACGUCGCACUGUUGCCACCGCUGCCCUACCACCGCUGCCACUCACGAAGUUAGAGCUCUGAGAGCAGGCAUGUGGCAGCUGGCGCUAUGCAUGUCCGAUCUCAAGAUGGUUGUGGUCUGCCCUUGA